AUGAUUAACUGUGAUAUGUUAGGAGGACACUCUUUAAGUAUUAUUAUUAUUAUUAUUAUCCAAGAGACAAGAUGGCUAGGAGAAGGAACUCACAAAGAGGAUGGAUACAAACUAUUCUACGGCGGAUGUGUUGAUAAACACGACUUCGGCACUGAUUUUGUAAUACACGAUAAAGCAGCAAAUUCGUUGAAGGGAUUCAAAGUUGUUAACAAGAGAAUAUCCUACAUAGUACUUGGAAACCAAGUGUCAGGCAUAACAUUCAUCAAUGUUCAUGCCCCAACUGAGGAUAAAACAGAUGAGAAGAAGGAAGAGUUGUAUGACCAACUAGAACAAACAAUUGAGAGCACGCAAAUUAGAAAUAUCAGGAUAGUGCUGGGAGAUUUUAAUGGAAAAUCAGGAAAAGGAGAGUUCUACAUACCAACUAUAGGAAGGUACAGUUUGCAUGAUGAAACCAAUGAGAAUGGUCAGAGGAUGAUCAACUUAACUAUCUCAAAGAACCUGAGAGUAAGUUCGACUUACUUCGAGCACAAGAGAACAUGGUGUUCACUGGAUGGAAGAACCACCAAUCAGAUAGAGCACAUAUUGGUGGACCAGCGCUAUAGCCAUAGAGUCAUGGACGUCAGGUCGUACAGAGGAGCCGACUGUGCGUCAGACCACUUCCUCAUUGUGUGCAAGCUUAAGCUCAUGUUCACCUACAUGCAUAAGAAGAAGGGGACACUAGAACCUGCUUUGAAUGUUGAGAAACUACGAGAAAGUGCCAUUAAAGAACAACAUGCUAUAGAAAUCAAAAACCGUUUUGAAGUCCUAGAGACCCUAGAACCAAGAAAGAACGUGGAGGAAAGGUGGAAAGAAAUACAGUCCACGGUACUAAGUGUUGCGGAUAAUAUAUUGGGAAGAAAGAAGACAAUGAAGUAG
Messenger RNA from Schistocerca americana (American grasshopper), 915 nucleotides. Its product is annotated as craniofacial development protein 2-like. The transcript has a single exon. Bases 1 to 915 code for a protein of 304 amino acids. The record is from RefSeq and is a predicted model, not a curated record. Lineage: Eukaryota; Metazoa; Arthropoda; Insecta; Orthoptera; Acrididae.